Molecule: messenger RNA, 2719 nt
Organism: Ectocarpus siliculosus
Lineage: Eukaryota; Phaeophyceae; Ectocarpales; Ectocarpaceae
Source: the annotation of a GenBank genome assembly
AUGGUGGCCAACCUCCAAGAGCUUCCCGGGCUGGACGCUCUCCUUCGCACCCUCUAUCACGUCGACCACUUUUUUCUGGUGCAUUUGGACGUGAAGGCGUCAGCGCAGGCCCGCCAGGGGGUGGAGAGCCGCAUCGAGCGAGUGCUCGACGAGAGAGGCAACGGAGAGCGAAACGUGCGCUUCGUGUCCCCGGCCAUGCCCAUCACGUGGGGGGGCUUCACAAUGACGCUGAACGCUGUGUACGGACUGACGCAAGCUCUGCACUGGAACACCAAGUGGGACUACUUCAUCAACUUGAGCGCGUCCGACCUCCCUCUGUUGAAAGACGAGAUUGCGGGGAUCCUUGGGGAGCACAAAGCCGGCAACACUUCCUUCAUCACCGGUUUCAAGUAUGAACCAUCUUGGGAGGGCUACAAGUUUGUCGACAGGCGAGAGAUGUUUGCCGAAGACGAGGCCGUGAUGCGAAACACGGGCCGCGAGAAGCGGUGGCCCUGGGCCAUCCUAGACGCCCACAAGGAGAUGCUCCGGCGGCCGAUGCCCAACAUCUUCACCGUCCACAAGGGGGAGUUCUGGGUAAUGCUGCACAGGUCCAUGGCGGAGUACGUGCACAAGUCGCCGGACAACCAGGCGCGGAUGCUGCUCACCUACUCCUCGGGAAUGAUGGUGUCGGACGAGGAGUUCUUCCAGACCGUGGCGUGCAACCCGUUCUUCCCCCACGACACCCUGCGAGUCCACAACGACAACCUGCGGUUCGUGAACUGGUGGGGCGACCAGGCCAGCCCGGCCAUCGUCCCGACGUUUAGGGCGGUGGCGGCGGCGAACAGCGGGGCUCUGUUUGGCCGCAAGUUUUCGUCGAGCACGGAAGAGGGGAGGGAUGGGGUACGGUGGGUGGAGAGCUAUCUCGCCGAAUCUUCUCGGGGAAGGGUAAUCUCGGGGUGAACGAGGACACGGGGCGGCGGCAGCAGCGGCGGCGACGAUGGCGGCGGCGGCGGCGAAGACUCGUCGGCCGUGAAGGGAAAGGGGGUGAUGAGUGAUGAGUCGGAUAAACGGGAGAGGUGACGUGGCGAGGGGGUCGGGGAGUGGGGGUACGGGGCUUGAGGAGGGCCUAGGCUUGGUUGCGGGGGAGGAGGAGGGUGCCCCGCCCAGGCCCUUGACCAGAACGCGGAAAAAAGAGACUGAAGCGGCCCGAUUCGGUCGGAAGGAUAAUUACGUUGUCUGCUCUGGUCGGUGCGGUACUGGAGGGUAAGAAAGGGAGAUGUGGUGUGUGCGAUGCUGAAAACCAUCGCACACCCGACCAAUCUUCCCCUCUACUGUACCCCCCCUUGCCCCCCUUUCGAUUUUCUCUUCUGCCUCGGAUGCGUUCGAACCCCACCCCGAGCGUCUUGUUCGUUUGUUGGUGGGGGGGAAGGUUCUUGGAAAGUUCUUCUUGGCGAUAUGCGUAGAGCGAGACUUGAAAACCAGAAGUGGUGUCGUCGAGAAAAACUUGGGUUAAAACAGACACCGCCGAAUUCGGUGUUGAUGGGUGCGCAGAAGAAGUGACUCGUGUCGUCUUGUUGUGUGGUGGUCGAUAUUUGUGCCCGUUGUCUGCGAUUAUGUGUAGGUGAGAGUGGAGAGGGAACGGGGGGAGACGUGGGGGACCAGCUCGAGAGCUACUCAACGAGUCGCUUUCAUAGCAUGGUAUGGAGUACUCCUGCUGGUUGGUGUGUGAUCGUUCACGCUCUGCGAGGCCGCGGUCUGGCUGUAUUAUGCUGCGUUUCAGGAACUUUCUCCUGUCCGUGGUGGGGAGAUUUUGCGGGGGUCAUCUCAGCUGCUUGAGGCCCACCUUCCUUGUGGUGCUUGUUUUUUUGUCCUAUUGUUUGGUGUUGCCUCUUUGUUGAUAUGUUGGAGCAUGAGCAGCUCGACGCAAGUAGGUCCACUCGAGUGCAUAUGGUGCGGUUGAGUCCGGACGCGACCGCCCGGCUGCUGCCUGCCUUUGACAGCGUUGUGUAGACUGCUCGCUGCGUGAAGGUGAUCGAUUGUACACCACUCGCUCGAGUGGUCUUAUCUCUACCCACAGCAAGUCGGGGGGUGUAAGUUUUUGCGUUCGUUUAUGUCUUGUUUUUUUUCAAUUUUGCGUGCAUGCAUGAUGGGCCCGUGGCUGAUUUCGUACGACCCAUGUUUCUAUGUCUUUGUCUUUGUAUGAUACUCAUAUGGUUUCGUUGUUGUGCGCCUAUCGCUUUCAUUCAUUCCGAGUGCAGGAAGUGUUAGUGUUAGGAGCGUCUUGCAGUAUAAUUAGUACGAGUGUAAGAUGGUUGAUUCCAUUCGACGCACAUCCGUCGAUGAGAAAAAAUCUACAUGAAAGGUGUAGUCUUGAGUUACAAUUGGCCCGCCUGGUACAUGUGUACGAACGGCAAAAUAAAAACUCUCACAAGUAAUGGUUGUGGCGUAUCACACCUUGAGGGGGUUUGCAACAAUGCGGGGGUCCCAAAUAGUGUAGAGAUAGGAUGGAUGCUGAGGAUUUGAUUUUCGGCGUACAGAAGACGCACUAGACACCUUGUAUUGCAUGUUGGUCUCCUCGCUGAUCAAAAUCAGGAGUGAGGAUUGAGCAAAUGAUCAUUUGGCUGUAUAUUUAUCCCAGACAAGCAAGUCGUCUUACCGUCAUUCUAUCAAGGUAAGUAUAUUAUUUGUAGAAAUGUCACGGCAGAAUGCACUACUAGAAAAUAGUGAAGAAUUUUUUCUA